UCUGCUUUCACGACACGACAACGUUCCUUCUUGCGCAUAGUUUUGACGCUCUGAGGAAUUUCCUCUCGCGCCUCGCGCCACACCUGGUACUUUUACUCUGGUAUGUGUAUGUAGAUACUUUGGUACUUAUACUUGAGUAACUUGAGCUUACAGAAGUAUCCACAUAUUAAAUAUAUUGCAGGUGUACAUGUUGAUCCUAGUGGAGUUUGGUUUGCAAGUUUGCAUUUGCAGUCAGACUGCAUUGCAUUAAGUAGGUAUAGUAUAUAAAAUCGUCAGAAGAGUAAGUGUGUAUAGUGAAUAAACAUGUGUGCAUUGUAAGCGCGUAACUAUAUGGAUGGACGGACGACGGACUACAUAAUAUAUGGAGACAUUAGAGCCAAGGAUUAGGUGUAAUAAAAGUAAAAAUCAGAACAAGAUGUGGCAUUUCGUGUACCAUACCUGUUUACAACUCCCGUGAGUGAAGUGAUGUGUUUUUUAAUAUUCUCUCGUUUGCUGUGCUGCUGGCUGCUCAAUUGCUCAUGUACUCAUGUUCACGCGUAUACCUAUAUUGUGGACACACAUACCAAUCCAUCUGUAUAAAUGUAGGUGAAUGGAAUGGAUGCUGCAUGCUGCUGUCUGUGUCUGCUGCAGCAAUACACCUACCUAUUUAUAUUAUCUGUUAUCUCUGCGACGUGCGUAAGUAUGUAUAAAGUACGUAUAUAUGUACAGCAUUGUAUGCCUAUAUACAGUAUUGUCAAAGCUAUGAGUAAGAAGAAGUGAGAGGCGAGAGGAAAGUCGGAGUCGGAGAAGGAGAACUCUGAGAGCCAAACCUGUCAAGACUCGUCUCCUCCUCGAGAAAGAUUGCUCUCCUACUUAUAUAUCCGCAGCAUGCAUGCAUCAGCACCCUUUCUACUUUUAUUGUUGGCUGUGCGAGAUCUGGUGAGCAAACGAAUUUCCAGGACGACCAAACUAUCGAUGGGCCUCAUAACAACGUCAUUAAAUAAAUAAAAAGCAGUAAAAUCUUGUUAGCAGUGUCUACUUGAGUCUCAAAAAUCUUCAUACAGUCAUCAUGUUGAAACGAAAAUACCUGCAAUCCUAAUAAAUAAAAAAAUUGAUUUUUCAAGAUAAAAAAUGCCUCACCAUUCAGUCAAUAAUGGGACAGCACUUUGCUAGUCUCAGAGAAUUUUUCAGAAUGGAUAGUGACAAGAAACCUUUGGAAGGAUAUCCCAAGGCGAUCCGGUGUGUGUCUCUUGAUAUGCUGGAUCAAAAUGAAUCAAUUAACCUAGCAAAUCAAGAAAGUAAUGGAAAUAUACCAGUUAUCAACUCUAAUGUGAUUCAAAACAGACCCAAGUCUGAGGACGGUUUAGAUAACGAGCAAUUGAAUUUGGAUGUGGACAAUCACAAUUCCAGAUUCGAAUCAUUGUACAGUCAACCAGUGGACGGUCAGGAGUCAAAGCAAUACUUUAAUAACGGGAAUUUCAUCGCUGUUGAACAGGAUCAGACAUUUAGACAGCAAGAGGCCUGUUGCAGUAAUUCUGGUGGUAGUAAUACAAGCAGCAGCUCCGAAGACAGCCCUGUGAAUCCGGUUUUAAGGAGAUCAUCAAAAACAUUAUCGUUUGGACGGCGGAAAACAAAGUCACAUUCAAAGGACCAAAAUCCGGUAUGCAAUCACAUACUGUCUUCGAAAAAGAAGCGUAACAACUGGGUACUCAAGUUCAAUUGCGCAAAGAGCAAAGGCUCGAAAAACACGGACAUUCCAGGCCAGGCCAACAGUAGCUCAGAGUGCAUUUGCACGGGGUACAGAAGGACCGAGGAACACCCAAUGGGUGCUGGCAUUGUCUUUAAUAGCAGGUCUGCCCCACAGAGUCCAGUACUUGGACCACUGCCGCCUAGUCCUGUUAUCGAUCUCUCGCUCUUCAACCCGGAAGAAUUUCCCAUGGAGGAUUGCGACGUACGAGCUCGAAUACAAAGAGCCCGAGAGAUGGAGGAAGGCGUGGAGCCACCCCCAGGCUACCGGCCGAACUGCACCGCUGGCGCUCUGCAAGUGCACCCGAGUGGCAUCACGGUCGACAGCCUGGCAGCCCUGUUCCAGGCAAACGCCGGUAUUCAAGCGGCCGCCCUUACUGCUCUGUCGCAAAUAGACUCAACGCUCGUCUCGAGUAUCGAGAGGCCCAUCCACACUCAGGUCGACUACGUGCACUGCCUCGUGCCAGACCUCAACUCUAUAACGGCGUGCUCCUUCUACUGGGGCAAGAUGGAUCGAUACGAAGCCGAGCGCUUGCUGGAUGGCAAGCAGGAGGGCACCUUCCUGCUGCGUGACUCAGCGCAGGAGGAAUUCCUCUUCUCGGUUAGUUUUCGCAAGUACGGGCGAUCGCUUCACGCGCGGAUCGAGCAGUGGAAUCACAAGUUCAGUUUUGACUCCCACGAUCCGGGAGUUUACGCCUCUGAAACGGUAUGCGGACUGAUCGAGCACUACAAGGAUCCGUCGUGCUGCAUGUUCUUUGAGCCGAUGCUAACGAUCCCAUUGCACCGAAACUUUGCCUUCCCCCUGCAGCACCUAUGUAGAGCGGUCAUCACCACGCGCACAACCUACGACGGUAUUAACAAACUCCAACUACCAAAGACCCUCAAAACUUAUCUCAAAGAAUACCAUUACAAGCAACGCGUGAGGAUCAGGCGGCUGGAUACGGAGAGUGAUUUGCAGUCUGACAGUAAAUCGAUAUCAUACUUGCCCCUCAUGUGAAAAUCGUUUUGAUUGCACGCUCGUUGAUCUUGAGAGAAGCUGUAGUUAGGAGCUUCUCAUAUUUUUUACUUUUUAAAUUUCUACCCUCGUAGAUAUGUAUAUAUAUACCUUUGAACUAAUUUUUCCUCAAGAUCGGUAUUUUCGGUUCGUUAUCGAAUUUUAACACAAAUUUUGAGUAGCUUCAAUUACACGCUGUUCGGAAUCAUCUUUGAUACGUUAUUACAUGUAAAAACUGAUAAUCAGUUCUAAAAUUGUUGAAAAAGUUUUAUUUCUCUCGUUUAACGUCAACUAACAAUUAAACAUUUUUCUUUGAUUUUACAUCAACCAAAUAAUAUUUUAAAUGGGAUUGUAAUUUGAAUACCUCCGUUACAAUUUUUACAAUUUAUAAGCUUCCUUUAACAUUUUAUCUCUAUGCAAAAUAAUGCGUCCUUUUAAUAAAUUCGGAAGUAUAAGUACGAAUAUUUAAUCAUGCAAUAUAAAGAUUUAAUUAAAUCAAUAUUCAUAUUUUACAUGCGCAAUAUUAAUGGUUCAUUAAUUUAUUUAUUUAUUAUGAGAAAACUUGAAAUUACUUAAGAAAGUGCGAGUUUUUUCUAAAUAUUAUUAGGGCUGAAUGCACAAACUGGUAUCCAACAACUUUUACAAAAAUAUUUACUUUUGAUGCCACAGUUAUAUUAAAUAUUUCAUUUUUUUAUUUUGCCAGUGGGUGCAAAUUAUCAUGUAGAAGCAUAAGAUAGCAUUAAUGAAAAGCUAAUAUUUUAUCUCAUGAGUAGUAGGGUUAUUUUUUUAACAAAAAAAGAAAAAUUUAACAGUAAGUUGUAGGUCUCAUAUUCUUUCUUUCCUAGCUGCCGUUAAUGUCAAUAUUUAUAUGAUUUAGAUACAUAUUUGCAUUCCGUAUGUUUGGUUUAAAAAGCUGUUCAGAGUUGCUCUGAACACUUCUCCAAAGCUAUGAAAAUAUGUAUCUAUAUUUGUAGUUAGGCAGCAUUUUUAUCAGUUUCAAAAAAAUUUUUUGAAGUUUUUUAUAUUUUACAUUAAUUUUUUGUCCUUAUUGGCAAUGAUAAAAAAUUGCGUAUUUUAUGAACGCUUAUUGCAAACCAAGAACUGAUAUACGAUAUAAAUUUCUUGAAAUCUGAAGGAGUUAAAAUUGUUAUUGCGGUUGUCAGUGUUUCUCGUAAAAACGUUAUUUCGGAAUGUGAUAGUCUUUAGCUUUGAAAAUUUAUGUAUUAUAGUUAAAAAAAGGUGUUGUUGUUUUCAAAGUAUUUGUAAAUAUAGUUAUAAAAUCUAUCACGUAUAAAAACUGCUUAAAAGGAAAAAAAAUUGUUGAAAGAAUAAUUAAGACUGUAAAUUUUUCUCAAUUGUGUAGUAAAUAUCACAAGUUGGUUGUUGAGGAAAAUAAUAGCGAUCAUAUCAUAUGUCAUUUUUUUCAUAUGUUACAAAAAAAAGUUUUUUUGAAUAAAAAAAAAAAAAACAGACAUUGCCAACAAGGUAAAAAAGACGAGCCUAUGUUUAGGUACGAGCUAAGUAUUAUUACCUCUAUUUGUAUGAUUUUACAACAAUAAGGAAUUUUUCAGGAUAAAAUAAUUGCAUUAGUUAUCUGUAUCAAGUGUCCCACUGCGCUAGUCACGUGACAAUUAUUCGAUGUGGGUGGCUUUUUAUCAAUAAAGAAUGUGAGGCUACCGAUCAUGUAUUUAUUUCACUCGCUCAAUCAUCAAGUGAAAAUAGCAAUAUUUAGGGGAUAGAUGAGAUGAAAAUAGAGGCAGUUUUUUUUAACACACAUCGAGGAGAGUGAGAGUGACACCCAAUUCUUCCAAAAUAAUUCAUGAUUACGCAAUUCCUAUCGUGCCUACUUUUAUUAUGGAUGAUCAUGAUACACCACACAAAUGAUUUAUGGCCCAUCAAGCUCAUGAUGCCAAUGACGUUCAAGUAUUGGGCUGUUUUGAAACUUUUGUUGUUUUUAAUAAAUAUUUAUAAAUGUUUUACACAAUUUCCAUUCAAAUUUGUAAGAUUGAUAGUUAUAUAUUUUAAAUUAAANAUU
This is a messenger RNA of Copidosoma floridanum, 4754 nucleotides long. It is a transcript of the gene Socs36E, whose product is annotated as Suppressor of cytokine signaling at 36E. Gene Ontology annotation, cellular component: phosphatidylinositol 3-kinase complex. Gene Ontology annotation, biological process: phosphatidylinositol phosphate biosynthetic process; intracellular signal transduction. NCBI's taxonomy places the organism in Eukaryota, Metazoa, Arthropoda, Insecta, Hymenoptera, Encyrtidae. Gene Ontology annotation, molecular function: 1-phosphatidylinositol-3-kinase regulator activity. The record is from RefSeq and is a predicted model, not a curated record.